Erinaceus europaeus (western European hedgehog) is the source of this 924-nucleotide messenger RNA. RefSeq names its product olfactory receptor 2T27-like. The transcript has a single exon. Lineage: Eukaryota; Metazoa; Chordata; Mammalia; Eulipotyphla; Erinaceidae. Bases 1 to 924 code for a protein of 307 amino acids. Gene Ontology annotation, molecular function: olfactory receptor activity; G protein-coupled receptor activity. Gene Ontology annotation, biological process: G protein-coupled receptor signaling pathway. The record is from RefSeq and is a predicted model, not a curated record. Gene Ontology annotation, cellular component: membrane.
AUGGAAAAAUGGAAUAGGACAACUGGAAGUGACUUUGUUCUCCUAGGACUGUUUCAUCACAUUCAAGCCCCCAAGGUUCUCUUCACUUUCAUCUGCCUCAUUUUCCUUGUGACACUUACUGGCAAUGUUAUGAUGAUGAUCCUCAUUUGGUUGGACUCUCGUCUUCAUACGCCUAUGUAUUUCCUUCUCAGUCAACUUUCCUUAAUGGACCUCUUGUAUAGCUCUACUUUUGUUCCCAAGAUAACCAUUGACUUUUUGUCUGGAAGAAACACCAUUUCUUACAUUAACUGUGGCAUUCAGUUGUUUCUGUUUAUGACUCUCGUGGGGACAGAAUGCCUUCUGUUGGCAGUCAUGGCUUAUGACCGCUAUGUGGCCAUAUGCCACCCCCUUCAUUACUCAGUCCUCAUGCGCCCUGCCAUCUGUGCUUUCAUGGUGACAGGCACCUGGCUGGGUGCCUUGAUCAAUGCAUUGAUCCAUGUUGUGUAUACCCUGAAUCUUCCUUACUGUGGCUCCAGGGAAAUCCACCAUUUCUUUUGUGAAAUCCCAGCUCUGUUGAAGCUUGUUUGUGCUGACACAUCCCUUUAUGAAAAUGGUCUUUAUGUCAGUGGGGUUGUGUUUCUUCUCAUCCCAAUAUCUGCCAUCCUGGGAUCCUAUGGGAAGAUCCUCUCCACUGUUUUGGGAUUAGGCUCCAAUUUAGGGAUGAAAAAGGCUUUGGCGACCUGUUCUUCCCAUAUGAUUGUGGUGUCUCUCUUCUAUGGAACAGCCAUUUUCAAGUAUUUUCUUCCCAAGGCCUAUCACACCGCUGAGCAGGAUGAAGUGAUCUCUGUCUUCUAUACUAUCCUCACACCCAUGCUCAACCCCCUCAUCUACAGUCUUCGAAACAAAGAUGUAGCUGGAGCCUUCAGGAAAGUUCUGGGAAGAUGA